AAAAGAGAAUAAUCAAGUGGGGGUAUCCAUUCAUGCUUUGCCGACUGGUCUUGGAGUGUAAGAGUCCAGUUCAAGCCACAACAUAUCACGACAUACCUUCGUGUAAACCGUGGGCGCCAUUCUACGACAACCGGCACUUACAAUUUAUUUAUUUAUACAUUGGUAAUUUUAUUAUUAUUUAUUAUCAAUUAUUUUCAUCAAUAAUACUUGUAAUUAUAUUGAAAAAAUCAAUUUAAUUAAAGCACCAAAAACAACUAAAGAUUGACGUUGGAAUUCAUCAAAAUUUAUCUGCUAGAAAAUCAUUAACAAUUGGUUAUUUAAACGAAAAAAAAAAACAACAAUUGAAUUUUGAUAAAUAAUAUAAAAGCUUAUUAAUUUGAAUAUAUUAUUAAUUGAUAAUUAAAAAAGAAAACAAAAAAUUUGACAAGAUUUUCUUGUUUUUUUUUACGAAAUAAUUGUUAAAUAUUUUGAUACAAUUAUUGAGGUUUUUUAAAUACACUGAACGAGAAUGGAUUUUAAAAAAGUGUGUGUUAAAAUGAUUGUUUAGAAAAAUAGUAACAAAAGAAAAAAAAAGAGUGACAUAUUUUUGAAUAAUAUGUGAAGACAAGUUAUGACAAGUCACGGCACGCUGAACUGAUUUUAAUAUAAUUUCGAUAGUAAUAAUUAGAAAUUUGAAAAAAAAAAACCUUGUUAAUUAUUAUUCGUGUGUGUUGAUUGUUAUUUAUGUUAUUGCUAUUUUGUUAAAUGAAAAUAUAUUGAUAUAUAAAAUUAAAAAAAACUGAAAUAUAAAAUAAUAAAAAUGAAGUGUAUCAAUGUUUUUGGUUUGUUGGCAUUAUUGCUAAUAACAUUGCCAAAAUGUUUUGGUAAUUUACUUGGUGUUGAAGUAGAUGAAUCAGGUGAAGAAUAUUUAAAUGAAUAUGUAUCAUUAGAUGAAAAUAAAUACAUAAAUUCACUACAAGAAUUUGAAGAUUCAGCUAUUGAAAUUGAUCUCAUUGAUGAUAAAAAAAAACAUCGUAAACAUGAAGAGCCUCGUGUACUUUAUCAAAUUGGGGACAGUGAAGAAGAGCUACCAGAAUGUUCAGAUAAAAGUGAGGUAUGCAGUAAGGUUGAUCUUUAUGGUACACCAUGGCUGGAGAGACAAUGCAGAUGUCCAGGUGGUAAAUCAUGUCCAAGCAGUCUUGGUUCAAAUGAUGGCUAUACAAUUAUUGAUAAAACACGACAAUACAAACUUUGUGAACCAGUUAAAAGACUAACAACAUGUCGUUAUUUCAAGGAUAUAACAUGGACAUUGGCACCAGGUGGAGGUCCUGGUAAUGCAACAGUACAAAAAGUUAAUUGUCGUUGUCGUUCUGGUAGUGUACCUUAUCUUGUUAAACGACAACCACAUCAAUCACCAGAAGGAAAUCAAGGAUUUGUUUAUUCAUUUGCAUGUUCACCACAAAGUAGAAUACGUUGUCAACACAAAGAACCAUGUCGUUUAUUUACUGUUCGUAAAAGAAAAAGUUCACAAAUUGAAGAGGUCAAUGCAUCACCAUUGUGUCAAUGUCCAAGUGGUCUUAGAUGUCCAAAAAGACAUACAGAUAUUGGAUCAUUACCAGCAAAAUCAUAUGCUGGUCUUUUAGAAAUUAAAACUUACAGUGGUUAUUGUGUACCAAAUCAUCAUUCAGAGUCUCGUUAUACAUUUGAAAAUUAAUAAUAAAUAAUGAUAAAAAAAUUUUUAAACAGAUAAUAAUUUUAAUUAUAAGAUAUUGAUUGAAAAAUUUUAUAAAAUUUUUAUAAAAUAUAUUAUUUAUAGAUUAUUAUGUAGUUGAUAGAUUUGUUUGAUCGACAGACGGUACUGAUUAUUGAUCAAUGAAACCAUCGAAUUUAUAAAUCAUUUUUUUUUUUUUUUUUUUUUCAUUAUUUUGUUUUGUAUAUAAACAUAUUGAUUGAUGAAAAUACCAAGAAGAAAAAAAAUUAUUAUCUCAUUUUAUAUUGUCAAUUAGAAAAAUUUAAAAAAAAAAAAAAGAAUUUUUUUUUUUUUUGAAAUUUUAAGAAGGCCAAUAUGUUUAAUUACCUGAUAUUUUUAAUUUAUAAAUUUUUCAAGAAUACCAUAGAAGGCAGUGCCUUGUAAAGAUCAUUAAAAUAAUUUUUUUUUUUUUUUUUUGUAUGAGGAAAAAAAGAGGCUGAGUGUUUGUACAAAAAAAAAAAUGAAAAAAAUUGAUUAUCAUUUUUGAUUAAUCAUUCAAUGGGGCAUACAAAAGCUUUAAGUGUUGCGAUGAUUGAGUUUGAUUGAGAUUUCAAAAAAAUAAAACUGUUAUUUAUUCAUCGAAUUUAAAAGUUUUUAUUCUGUUUUUUUUUUAUUGUAUGAAAAAAAAAAAACAAAAAAACAAACAUUCCAUAUUUUUAGUAAAACCAAUCAUCGUGACAAUUUUUUUUUUUUUUUUUUUUUUUUACCAGGUUUUUAAUGAUAGAAAUAAUUAUUAAUUAUAUUUUUAAUUAUUGAUAAUUUGUUCAUUUAUGUUAUUAUUAAUUUUUAAGAAUGUAUGUAAGAAAUGUUUAAAGCAUCUUCAUUAUAAUUUUCAUUACAAUUUUAUAAUAAUAAUUUUAUGUGUAAAAAAUUUUCUUUCAUUUUCAUUCAGGUUUUUCAAUGCCAUUUUUUAUUCUGAAAUUAAAAAAAUAUAUAUAUGAAAAAUGAAUAUAGAUUAAAAUAAAUAAAACUGUAAAUAUAAUUUAAACAUUAAAUAAAAAUUUAUAAUAUUAAAAAACA
This is a messenger RNA of Aphidius gifuensis, 2749 nucleotides long. It is a transcript of the gene aos, whose product is annotated as protein giant-lens. Lineage: Eukaryota; Metazoa; Arthropoda; Insecta; Hymenoptera; Braconidae. The transcript has 4 exons. Bases 800 to 1693 code for a protein of 297 amino acids. The record is from RefSeq and is a predicted model, not a curated record.